Elgaria multicarinata webbii is the source of this 2415-nucleotide messenger RNA. RefSeq names its product serine/threonine kinase 4 (gene STK4). The transcript is spliced from 11 exons. The record is from RefSeq and is a predicted model, not a curated record. The coding region runs from base 51 to 1505 and encodes 484 amino acids. NCBI's taxonomy places the organism in Eukaryota, Metazoa, Chordata, Lepidosauria, Squamata, Anguidae. Gene Ontology annotation, biological process: protein tetramerization; intracellular signal transduction; regulation of MAPK cascade. Gene Ontology annotation, cellular component: cytoplasm. Gene Ontology annotation, molecular function: ATP binding; protein serine/threonine kinase activity.
CCCUCAUCGCUUUCCCCAGCCGGCUGGCGGCUCCUCCUCCUCCUGCGGCCAUGGAGACGGUGCAGCUACGCCACCCGCGCCGGCAAUUAAGGAAGUUAGAUGAAGAUAGUUUGACGAAACAACCUGAAGAAGUAUUCGAUGUGCUAGAAAAACUUGGAGAAGGGUCCUAUGGCAGUGUAUUCAAAGCUAUCCACAAAGAAACUGGCCAAGUUGUUGCAAUUAAGCAAGUUCCUGUUGAGUCUGACUUGCAGGAGAUUAUUAAAGAGAUAUCCAUAAUGCAGCAGUGUGAUAGUCCUCAUGUAGUCAAAUAUUAUGGAAGCUAUUUUAAAAACACGGACCUCUGGAUAGUCAUGGAAUAUUGCGGUGCCGGAUCUGUGUCAGAUAUCAUUCGACUGAGAAAUAAAACGUUGAUGGAAGAUGAAAUUGCUACGAUAAUACAAUCAACACUCAAAGGACUAGAAUACUUGCAUUUCAUGAGGAAAAUACACCGUGACAUCAAAGCUGGCAACAUAUUGCUCAAUACAGAAGGGCAUGCUAAACUUGCAGAUUUUGGAGUAGCAGGCCAACUUACAGAUACCAUGGCCAAAAGAAACACUGUGAUAGGGACUCCCUUUUGGAUGGCGCCAGAAGUGAUCCAAGAAAUUGGAUACAAUUGUCUGGCGGACAUCUGGUCUCUGGGCAUUACUGCCAUUGAAAUGGCUGAAGGAAAACCACCCUAUGCUGAUAUUCAUCCAAUGAGGGCAAUUUUCAUGAUUCCCACAAAUCCACCUCCAACGUUCCGAAAGCCAGAAUUGUGGUCAGACGAAUUCACAGAUUUUGUAAAACAAUGUCUUGUAAAGUCUCCGGAACAAAGAGCCACUGCCACGCAGCUGCUUCAGCAUCCAUUUGUAAAAAAUGCCAAAGGAGUUUUCAUUCUGCGAGACCUGAUUAAUGAGGCAAUGGAUGUUAAACUGAAAAUUCAGGAAGCUCAACAGCGCGAGAUGUAUCACGAUGAUGAAGAAAAUUCAGAAGAAGAUGACACUGAUUCUAGGACCAUGGUGCGAGCAAGGGGACAAGAGACUGGUACAAUCAGAGCUGCUUGUGGAAUGAGUGACGGCAUCAAUACCAUGAUAGAAUACAAUGACACGUUAGAGUCACAGCUGGGAACAAUGGUCAUAAAUGCAGAAGAUGAGGAAGAUGAAGGGACAAUGAAGAGGAGAGAUGAAACAAUGCAGUCCGUCAGACCAUCUUUCCUUGAAUAUUUCGAACAAAAAGAAAAAGAGAAUCGGAGAAACAACUAUGGGAGGCAGGUGCCUGAAAGAUACUCCUCAGAUUGGAGAGUACCUCAGGAUGGUGAUUACGAAUUCUUGAGGAACUGGACCGUUGACGAACUUCAAAGGAGACUCGGGGCGCUUGAUCCCAUGAUGGAGCAGGAGAUAGAAGAGGUUCGCCAAAGGUAUCAGUCAAAACGGCAGCCAAUUCUUGAUGCCAUUGAAGCAAAGAAAAGACGCCAGCAGAACUUCUGAGGGAAGCUUGGCAGUAGAAUAGAUUUCCAUCAUCCCUAACAAUAAAACUGUGCUUCUAUUACUACUGUGUAGGUGGAUUUCUGUUUUAAAUAUGUUAGAGAAGCAGGCAGAUGUCUGCUCCCUUCAUUUACUGUAGCACCUUUUUGAACUCAGGAACGCCGUUGCGUGGAGUCCUUGUGAACAGAUUAUGUUGUGUUUCGAUGUUAGUUGUGUUUCAAGUAGCUUGCAUGUUGCUUUCGAGGAGUCCUGUUACCAUUUGGAGCUAGUCUUUGUUUUUAUGCAUCCACAGAACAAUCAGAAAUGGACUAAAGAGCAUUUGCGCUCAAGGUUUUCAGCCAGUUUCAUACGUUUGUUUUCUACCAGAUGAACUUAUUCUGCACUAUGAUGUUGAACUGCUGUGAAAGCUGAAUGAUAUCUCUUGUUUGGGUUCAUUUAGGUUGGUGUGCAAGGAUGCAAAUAUGUGCUUUUUCAUGAAAAUCUUGAAGUGUUUGUUAAACACACUUCUCUAUUCUAUUAGAUUGAUCCAGGAAAAGAUGCAUCAUUUAACUUGUUCUGUAUUGCCUAUUCCACCACUGUUUAUUAAACUACCCUGUCUUUCAUCUUUGCCCUGUUACUGUUUUAAUGGUACUCUGGAAAUAGUUUUUAAAAGAAAAUUGGUUUAGUGUCAAGAAUAUGCAAGAAUAUGUUUCAGUGUUUGAAAAGGAAUAUGAACUUUUUUUGUCCCUUCCAAAAGCCUCUAAAAGCCCCAUGCCUUACAUUGUUCCUUGUAAAGCAUUGUGUUUUAAGCCUGCAUUUCUGUCAUUUCUACUGUGUAUGUACUUCGAGUGAAAGCUAAUAUUUUUGAAUGAUUUCUUGGCAUUUUAAUAUAUACUUCAGUGUGAAACUAAUCCAUUACUCAAGAAAACAUGAA